AUGAUAGUAGGAAGGGGUUUCUCUAAUCGGGAUAUUCAAGAGGAGUUUCAACAUUCUGGAGAGACCAUUAGCCGUACAUUCAAGCGUGUUGUAAUGGCUAUGGGAAAAUUGGCAAAAGAAAUGAUCACACCACCAGACAUCCAGAAAAUUCAGUUAGACAUGCAAUCAAAACCAAAAUACUAUCCUUUCUUUAAGGAUUGUAUUGGAGCAAUAGAUGGUAGUCAUAUUAGUGCCAUAGUGCCUCAACAAGAUGCUACUCGCUACAGAAAUCGAAAGGGCAUUACCACACAAAACGUGAUGUGUAUAUGUUCUUUUGAUAUGCGAUUCACGUAUGUUUAUGCGGGUUGGGAGGGCAGCGCUAAUGAUUGUCGUAUAUUUGAACGUGCAAGGAGAGAUCCAACAUUACAGUUCCCACAUCCACCUGAAGGAAAAUAUUAUGUUGUAGACUCUGGGUAUGCAAGUCAAGUUGGUUACUUAACUCCAUUUCGAGGUGAGAGGUACCAUAUUCCAGACUACAAGGGAGCUGGGAGAAACCCAAAGAUCGCUAAAGAGCUCGUUCAACUACGGACAUUCCUCACUUCGGAAUGUAAUUGA
This is a messenger RNA of Telopea speciosissima, 594 nucleotides long. RefSeq names its product putative nuclease HARBI1. The record is from RefSeq and is a predicted model, not a curated record. The transcript is spliced from 3 exons. Bases 1 to 594 code for a protein of 197 amino acids. Lineage: Eukaryota; Viridiplantae; Streptophyta; Magnoliopsida; Proteales; Proteaceae.